AUGGAUUCGCUCAAAUUACCCACCACCGCAGCGAGAGCCAAGGCGUUCACCGCCCCCGACUCGUUAGUGUUCCCGCAAGGGUUUGACGGGAAGCCUGAAGACGGUGCGGCGCCGGUCCCCGCCCCGAUGCAGCAACCCCCGGUGAAGCAAGAAACCCAAGACAUCAUUGAACCCAAGCAACAGGAAGACGACGGGGCGACUGCUGGCAUUGUCCCCACUCUUCAGAAUAUUGUGGCCACGGUCAACCUUGAUUGUCGUUUGGAUCUUAAGACCAUCGCUUUACACGCCAGAAACGCCGAGUACAACCCCAAGCGGUUCGCCGCCGUCAUUAUGCGUAUCCGUGAGCCUAAGACCACUGCGCUUAUCUUUGCCCUGGGUAAGAUGGUCGUCACCGGUGCUAAAUCGGAGGACGACUCCAAGUUGGCUUCGCGUAAGUACGCUCGGAUCAUUCAAAAGCUUGGGUUCAACGCCAAGUUCACCGACUUUAAGAUUCAAAACAUCGUGGGUUCCUGUGACGUCAAGUUCCCCAUUAGAUUGGAAGGCUUGGCAUUCUCGCACGGUACUUUCUCGUCGUAUGAACCUGAAUUGUUCCCCGGUUUGAUCUACCGUAUGGUGAAGCCAAAGAUUGUGUUGUUGAUUUUUGUAUCGGGGAAGAUUGUGUUGACCGGUGCCAAGCAGCGUGAAGAGAUUUACGCUGCUUUCGAAGCAAUCUACCCUGUGUUGUCGGAAUUCAGAAAGUCCUGA
Diutina rugosa is the source of this 744-nucleotide messenger RNA. It is a transcript of the gene TBP1, whose product is annotated as TATA-binding protein. The coding region runs from base 1 to 744 and encodes 247 amino acids. The record is from RefSeq and is a predicted model, not a curated record. Gene Ontology annotation, biological process: DNA-templated transcription initiation. Lineage: Eukaryota; Fungi; Ascomycota; Pichiomycetes; Serinales; Debaryomycetaceae. Gene Ontology annotation, molecular function: DNA binding; RNA polymerase II general transcription initiation factor activity. The transcript has a single exon.